Messenger RNA from Phascolarctos cinereus (koala), 806 nucleotides. The record is from RefSeq and is a predicted model, not a curated record. Lineage: Eukaryota; Metazoa; Chordata; Mammalia; Diprotodontia; Phascolarctidae.
AUGGUAGCCUACCCAAAGGAGGUGCUUAAUGAUGACAAUGAUGAUGUUGCUAGCAUCCACCCCUUUGGCAAUGACUUUGAAUAUGGGGCACAGGAACUGUUCCUGGAUUUCCCUAGUAAGGACCUUGCAUCUCCCAUCCAGUUAUCGGCAUAUUCCAUCGCCCUCCCAUACCCGGAUGUAUUGCUUCAGAGCAGGCUGGUGUUUGGUGUUGCCUAUCAGUGGCUGCCAUCAGCCUCCCGGCCUUUUAAUCUGACUGAUGAAUCUUGCUUAUUGGGGGGGUCCCGGGGGCCUAGCAGGCUCUUAAUAAGUGUUUAUUGGUUAAUUGACCUAUGGAAGAGAAAAGUGAGCCCUUCGGCCCAGAGGAAGAAGAAGGAGACCUUCCCUGCUGCAGAUCUGACCCUGGGUGCCUUACCAGAGUGUUACCAUUCAGGUAGCUCUGACAUUCUCCUGAGAUUCACAGAUAAAACCUCAGCUGCUGCCCCAUGGCUCUGCUUAGAAUUCCACCUUGACCCGUGGUACUCCACAGCUCAAGAUUCUUCGGGGGCUCCCCCCUGGCUUUGGGAUGAAGUCAAAAUUCCUCAGCUUGAACUUCAGAGCUCUCCACAGUCUAAAGACCUCAGCCUAUUCCGUCAGUACAGUCUCAUCUUCUUCUGUAUGAAGCAUUUCCUCAUUACCUCCUUCCAGGCGUUUGCUAAUGAUUUCUCUCACAAGCCACCUUGUAUUUAGAUGCUUGGUAACUAUGCAUUUUCUAUUUACACUGUAUAUGCAUAUAUUUGUUCAGUCAUUUUCAGUUGUGUCCCACUCUC